This is a messenger RNA of Cataglyphis hispanica, 3092 nucleotides long. Its product is annotated as PRKC apoptosis WT1 regulator protein-like. The record is from RefSeq and is a predicted model, not a curated record. Gene Ontology annotation, biological process: apoptotic process; positive regulation of apoptotic process. The coding region runs from base 490 to 1374 and encodes 294 amino acids. NCBI's taxonomy places the organism in Eukaryota, Metazoa, Arthropoda, Insecta, Hymenoptera, Formicidae. Gene Ontology annotation, cellular component: cytoplasm. The transcript has 9 exons.
AGUGGGGGUGGUUAAGCGCAGUGAACAACAGGCGAAGAGACUAGCAGUUACUGGCAAUCAUUAGCAGGUUUCGUAUAGCGGGUUCUAAGCUCUACAGUUGACCAGAGAGUUGCAUUCCUGAAAAUAAAGUUGUAGAAGCAGUUCUCAAAUCACCUGCCUUCCACCGGAUCGAUACGUCGAAUUAGUUUUUGGUCCAACUAUUAUGUGCUCGUUUCGACCGUCUGUGUUUAUGAUCAUCAUUCACGUCGGCUGACAGCUGUCAAUCCCUCAUUUGGGUCACCAGUGAAUCAUCGUAUCGGCAACCGAGGGGCCUCCCCAGACGAGUCCUGAACAGUAGCCUAAAACCAGCUAAGCUCCACGGGCACUAAAAAGCCGCACGGGACGAUCAUCAUCCCCAUAGCACACGCACACUCUUAUAGCGAUUGCUUUUGUAAAUUCGACGAGUGUGGUAUUACAAGCGGAUUCUUGCAUUGCAGCGAUAUCGCCGGCAUGGCGUCCAGCUCCGUCAGCCAAGAAGAUUUUGACAAUGACUUCGAGUUGACAUCUAGGCGGUCCAGGAUCAGGACUGCUAGAGCUAGAGUGGGUCCACCUAGAACAGGAGAUGUGUCUUCCAUAAGCUUUCAAAAGAGUACACCCGACAUGGAAGAAUCGCAAGGUGCUUACGACACAAGUUCCAAUCCCAUGCUUCUAUCCGAGCAUGACAACUUGCAGAGUAAACCCAUAAUAAGGAAGCAAGAUAAACGCGUAACGGGCCGUGUCUUUAGUGUCGUAUCCUGUUUGCACAGGCCAACGCAUAUAAACAAGGGAAAGCAGCAACGCGAUCGACGGAAACUACGAGAAAAACGGCGUAGCACAGGAGUCGUGCAUUUACCAUCGACAGAGAGCACCGGUGGUAGUACGGGAGAAGAUGAGGAGGAACUUACUGGUACUUGCCUUGAAACUAAGCAUAACACGCAUCACAAUGAAUUCCUUGAUCAUGAAUUGAUAGAAGACCGGACCGCCAGAAUGUACACACAAAGGCGAAAUAAAAGUCACUCGGAUUUGGAAGCCGACGACGAGGAAUUUGAUUCUCUUAAUCAAUCUGAUAGCAUUAAUCAAUCGGACCAUGGCAAUCACGAGCCGCAGACAUCUGUCAACGCGACCGGCAGACCGAGAUUGCCAACACCAACCGGCGACAAUCCACACGAAUUGAUUGAACGAGCACAGGAGGAGAACAGGAGGCUAUUGUCCCUUUUAGAGGACCGAGAUCAUAAAAUUAUGGCGCUCGAGGCUCGCCUUUUAAAGCAACAACACGAAAUGGCCGUGGAACGAGAACGGCUUCGUGAGGAGAAUGCUACGUUGAUUCGUGCGAUGGCUGCAUUAGCCAGCAAUUAAUCUUCUUCGUCUAAUAAAAAUCUUGCCUUCUUGGCUCUUUGCUCCUUAUGAUAAUCGCCGAGCUGCAGGAUGAGCCGUAAGUCGCGCACUGCGCUGAUUAUUUUGAUUAUUAUCAUAUAUAUUUUGUUUUAUUCUCUCUUUCUCUCUCAUUUGUAGUAGCAAGAACAAUUUAUUUAUCUUUUCGUUGGUCUAACAUAAUUUUUCCAUCGUAUCUCCCAAUUUUUCGAUUGUUGGGAAAUUUGCAACCAUUACAGGGUGAACGACUGAAAAUCGCAUAUUGCGUUAACUAUUUUAAUUAUUGUUGAUAUUGUGAUAUACAUAUUUUUAUGUAGUAUAUAAUAUAAACUGAUCAAAGAAUCUACGUUCUCUAUCGAGUAUUAAAUUAGUAGAGAAUCUUUUUUCGCGUUAUAUGUAUAUUGAUACCUUCGAAAAUUGAUCGAGUUAACUAUAAAGCACAAAUAUUGCGCGUUGCACUAAAUAUCUUAAUUGCUUUUGUGAUAUCUCUGUACGUUUUUCCUUGCUCAAUAUAUAUAAUGCAGAAUGCUUCAAGAAAAAUUUUAUUCUUCUGUUGAAUUGUUUUCUUUUUUUUCACAAUGCAGUUCUGCACCUGCGGUUUACUUUGAUUUUUAAUUUUCUCAACGAAAGAUAAAAACUGGAAAAUGUGGCACAAAGAUUUCUUUCUGUAUUUAUAUAUUUUUUUUUCUUAAAUUGGCAACUAUAGAGCUGUAGAAUAAAAUUGUGCAUCAUGUUAUAUUUUUACUUCUUUUUUUUUAUGAAUUUAAAAGGCUGAAAACUUAAUAGAGAAUAUAUAAAUGGAUUAGUUUGUAAUAAAAGUUAAAAAAUUUAAGUUGAUAGCCUGUUAAGUUUAGAUAUUUAGUUCAAUAAAUUAAGAAUAUUUUCACAUUGCAUUCGUAGUAAUUAAUUUUCUACAUCCCUCCGAUGCAUGAUUUAUGGAUCAUCCUAGGCAAUAUGGAAGAUACACCCUAAUUAAAAGUAAAUCUAAUUUUUAGUGCGUAUCGCAGAUUGAAUCAUUACGAAUAAACAGAUAAUUCUCAGAUCCGGCUAUACGGGAAUCGUAUAAAUGUAUGAUUUUGCAAUCUGCAAUGCGAGCUACAUGUUGUAAAAAGCAAUAGUAAUUCUCAAUCUUGUAAAGACAUUAUUGAUAACAAUCAUGGCUUGCAGAACUUCAGUUGUAGCCACACAGAUCGGAUGGAUUAUUAUACAUAUGUAUUUGCUAUCUCCCUUACUGAUUAAUUGCCAUUAUUUGCUUCAAUGCUUUCCUCAGUGAAAUAACAUAUAAUAAAUACAUAUAUACAUGUAUGUAUAUACGUAUGUAUGUGUGUGUGUGUGUGUGUGUGUGUGUGUGUGUAUGUAAUAUUGAAACCAUGCAAAAGGACCGAUUACGACAUAAGCGACUUAAUUCAUUUUCUAUUAUAAUAAUAUAAGAAUGAAUGAUCUACGGAAGUUUUGUACUUGCAACACAUGAUGAUGUAAGAUUAUGAAUUAUUUUAUUACUAUUAUAUUAUUAUUAAUAUUAUUAUUAUUAUACGUAAUCCGUACAAAAUUCUAUGUAUAUAUAGACACGCAAAUAAUUCUGUAGUAAUCAAUUAAUGCAUUUAAUUAGGAAACUCUGCGGCAAGUAUCUAUGUUGUAAUACGCGGAACGAUAUAACGAGAAUGUGUAAAAUUGUUUGAAGAAAAACUUUUAUUGCCAAGCUA